Messenger RNA from Fomitiporia mediterranea MF3/22, 636 nucleotides. RefSeq lists its product as uncharacterized. The transcript is spliced from 4 exons. NCBI's taxonomy places the organism in Eukaryota, Fungi, Basidiomycota, Agaricomycetes, Hymenochaetales, Hymenochaetaceae. The coding region runs from base 1 to 636 and encodes 211 amino acids. The record is from RefSeq and is a predicted model, not a curated record.
AUGCGUCUGUCUGAUGUGUUGCUGGAUGGGCAUGGAGUCGGGCCUGUGUUGAAACCGAAGGACUUGUACCUCCUCGAGGCGGAUCUUGAAAUCCAUCCCAUCCUUGCACAAAAGUACGACCCAUUUCGGCUGGAGUGUAACCUAAUGACGGGUCAAUCUCCUACAGGUCGUUGUGUAGGUAUCAAAGGAGGAGACCGCGAUUUAGCGUUUACGAUGAAAGAUGAGAGUGCGACGUUACCACGGGUGACGGAAUUGAUGAUCAUCUCGCGGGCGAAAACGGCUCCUUGGUGUACGAUUGUGAGGAAUGAGAAGGGUGUGACGUUGGCGGAUGUUUGUGGGACUUUGUGGAAGGAGUAUACGGAGAAUCCGUUGACGGAAGCAGAGUUCAAUCUACUCAACCCACGUGAUAAGGAUAAAGUACAAAGACUUGCAUUGAGGCGCGAGUCAGAUGGGUUCGCGAGUGGGUUAUCGGGGAUGUGGGGUGUGGGGAAUGCGGUGGGGUAUGCGAGAUGUCGGCGGAUCGACUGCCUAUUUGGAAAAGUGUACUUUGACGGACUUGAAAGAGACGAUGACUUGGCGAAGGAGAAGUUGCGAUUCGUCGCGCCGAAUGUGUUUGUGUUGAGGGUGAGCGAGUGA